GAUCAGAGUAUCGCCAGUCACAGGUAUGACAGCGUAAGAAGGUGAGAGCAGACGGCGCAGGGUGUACAGGCAGUGGCGGACAGAUUCGGUGGUACUUCCGUUGCCUAAAGGGGAGGGGUGCGGAUUAGUGGGGGUGGACUGUGGGAUUUGCGACUACGCUAUAAAUGGCCGCAUACCAGAGUACACCAAGAUGUUCAUCCGCUUGGUUGCCAUGAUGAUGUCGUGAUUAAUAACGAUAUUCGCGAUUUUGAAUGGUGACGCUGAAGAACCGAUGAGCGAGGCGCGCGGACCGAGAUUGUGCCGAUCGUGCUCAAAGUAACUCUCUCUCGCUCUGUUCAAAAGACCCUGCGCAAGUUUCCGACUCUUUUGCGCUUUUGCACACACACACACACACACACACACACACUUACACAAUACUCGUCAAUUCUCCCAACCCCUCUUGAGAUAUGUCCAACGAAGACAAGGCGCGCGCGGCAGCAGCGCAGUUGGUAAUUGACGAUGAACCCGAUGACUGGGACAAGCGUAUCUUCAGCACCGGCUGCGCAGACGAGAAUGCAAAACUGACAGACUGCUACUACGACAAGAAAGACUGGCGAGCGUGCAAGCAGGAGAUGGAGGUCUUCCGACAAUGCUGGCAGCGUCAUGGCAACGAUAAGAGGACUGAUUCCAAAGAUGCUUCAUAAGUAGAGGGAGAGAGAGAAAAAGCAAUCUCGGUUUUGCGCACAAGCCGAUUGUAAGAUCAAGUUGUAUGUUAUUAGCAAAAAUGG
Molecule: messenger RNA, 767 nt
Organism: Alternaria alternata
Lineage: Eukaryota; Fungi; Ascomycota; Dothideomycetes; Pleosporales; Pleosporaceae
Exons: 3
Coding region: 447-683 (78 amino acids)
Biological process (GO): mitochondrial respiratory chain complex IV assembly
Cellular component (GO): mitochondrial intermembrane space
Source: RefSeq, a predicted model, not a curated record